AUGGUUUUAGCAGAUUUGGGAAAGAAGAUCACCGGGGCGUUCAAGAAUUUGAACAGUGCCACCGUUGUCGAUGAACAAGUACCUGAAGAUCAAUUGGUAUUAUCAUAA
Molecule: messenger RNA, 108 nt
Organism: Sphaeroforma arctica JP610
Lineage: Eukaryota; Ichthyosporea; Ichthyophonida
Exons: 2
Coding region: 1-108 (35 amino acids)
Source: RefSeq, a predicted model, not a curated record